Alosa alosa (allis shad) is the source of this 2990-nucleotide messenger RNA. RefSeq lists its product as uncharacterized. The record is from RefSeq and is a predicted model, not a curated record. Bases 16 to 1677 code for a protein of 553 amino acids. The transcript has 4 exons. NCBI's taxonomy places the organism in Eukaryota, Metazoa, Chordata, Actinopteri, Clupeiformes, Clupeidae.
GCCAAUCAGCGGCCGAUGCGGUUUAUGCUUGUAAAAUUAGCCUCCGCUAUCAGAGCUGGAGCAUCGCGGAAGCUCCUUUGCCCCUGUGCCCCUAUUGGUGAGGCUACUGGCUUGGUGGCUGGCGGAGGCGGCGAGGGACACCGGGAGAUCCAUCAGAGGACACGGGACCGUCCGUGCAAGGACCGACGCUUCACCCCCUCGCGGAAAGAUGCGGACGAAACGCGGCGUUGCGCGAGACACGUGAUGGCGGAGCCCGCAGAGGAGCGUGUGUAUCGCUGGAGGCAGGCGCUGCAAGAGGGCCUAGAGUACCAGCGCUCAGGGGUGCUCCCUCUGCUGGGCAGCCCUCGCUACUGCGCCGGGACCAACACAGCCAGCGGCUAUUUGUGCCAGAGUGGACACUGCUGUGGCGAGUCCGGCUGCUGCUCCUACUACUACGAGCUCUGGUGGUUCUGGCUGCUGUGGAGUGUGUUGAUCCUGUUCAGUUGCGGCUGUGCCUACCACCACCGCCAAGCCAAGCAGCGCCAGCAGCAGCAGCUGCAGCGGCAGAGGGACAUCAACCUGUCGGCCUACCAGCGCGCCCGCACCUACAGCGCCUCCAUGCUGGACCUCAGUUUCCUGGCCUCGCUGAAGCUGCCAUCCUAUGAGGAGGUAGCUGCCCAGCCCAGAACCCCACCCCCUCCUUACAGCUGUGUGGGCUACCCGCGGGGCACUGCCCACCUGCUGUCCUCCCAGAGCUCCGACAACUACACCAGCUGCUCAUGCGACUCCUGCUGUCAAUCGUCCCCCUACAGUUACACCCCCUCCACCAGCCACGCCUCCUCGCCCGGUGACAGCGACCCAGGCCCCGCCCCACUGAGUCGUGAGGUCCUCGCCAUUGCACAGAGCCCCUCGCCAAUCACCAGCCCGGACUCUGGGGCUGCCCGCAGCCUCAUUGCAGCAGCAGAACCAGCUAGAACCAGCACCAGUAACCUCAGAAGCGCCAGCACCGCCAGUUCCCCCAGCAACCCCAGUAACCCGAGCAACGCCAGUAACCCAGGGAACGGCAGUAACUCAGUUAGCAUCGCUAAGUCCAAAAGUAGCAGCAUUGAAGCUAAUGUCAGUGGCACACAGCAACAAGCCAGCCUGAGCAGCAUUGGCAAUGCCAACUGCACCAUAAUCUUACACCCGCCCGGCGUUACGGUGGGUCUGAGCACAAACCAGCCCUCCUCUCCUCUCGCUCUGACCUCCCCUCCCUCUCUUUCCUCCCCUCCUCCCUUCCUGCCCUUCUCCGACCCACUAGAUGUGACCACUGGGCAAAUUGUGGAGAUGACAAAAGGGGCGUGUCCGUUGGACGAUAGUCCAGCCCAGUCCCCGCCCCUCAGGACAGCUCUGCUGGACCCGGGGAGACGGGACUCGGCGACCUCCGACCCGGAAAUGGACCAGAGCCACUUCCAGCAGCGCCGGCUGACAGGAGACUCCGGCAUUGAGGUGUGCCGCUGCCACAUCGACCCUGAUGAGCAGGACAACGUCAGCACCCUGGACAACAGUCUCCAUGACGACGACAACUGCACAGCACGAGCCAAGGAAGCAGACCAGGCAGGGGGCAAAGAGGCAGGGCCUGAUCAGUGUGGCCACUCCUCCGGCGUGCCCAAAGACGCUGGGUCUGACAUGGUGGUGAUUGCCAUGGAAACAGUCUGACAAAAAGUAACGAGGAUUUAGUAGGAAGGAGUCAGCUGGCCACCAAUGGCCGCUUAUUAGAAGUAGAAUGACCGGUCAAUGCUAAUCAGAUGUGUAACAGUCAAUCAAUGCCAAGCGGAGGUUAAUCAGUGGCAAGCAUACUGUGUUCUCGACAGAGUGGUGAAGAAUACUCUGAUUUGUACAGAAACCUAUCACAACAUAGCCUAAUCUUUCCCAUAUGGUAUGGCCAAUCAUGAUAAAGUUCCUGUGCUCCAUUAUGUGAGACCAAACACAAUUGUGUAGUGCAGCCAAGCCAAUCAAAGUCAAGCUCACUGUGUUCUGUGUCCAAACAAUGACUAUCAAGAGCACCCAGUUGCAGCUGAGACUGCCAUGUUCUUCUCUUGCCACCUCUAAAACUGUGUUGCAUGCUGGGACAGAUGGAAAGACUUAAAAAUGGUCUUAUAGCAGACUAUUGGAGAGGAAGCAUAGGGGCAAGCAAAUUUUAGUCGGUACUGUCUGUACUGAAGCUUCUAACGAACAAUUACAUGCAAAAACACACACAUACACACACACACUUAUCUGUGAAUCAGAAUAUGACUGUUGGGUACUGUGUAAUGACAUUUAGCAGUUUACGAUAAUAUUACUCCAGUAGGACAACAUUAACCUUCCUUUUGUUAUGAAUAACCACUACAGUGACCGCCACGGUCUGGCCUAUAGCACAUGAAUAGAGACUUCCUUCACUCCUGGAGAGAUCACACUCUGAAAAUAACUCUCCACAGAAUCUGGGCACAGAGCAGAUAUGGUGGUGAUGACCUUAAGGUGACCCUUCUAUCUUUCAAUGAAAGCAGCUGUCUCUGCACACAGCACCUGGCCCAGUUCUGGUUCUGGUCUGAAUCCAGCCAGAGUUCAUUUGUCCAGCCUGGAGCAAGCUAUGAUCCUCUCACACGCCGACCCACCGGUGAUCUUCACUCUUCAUAUGCACGGUAAAACUUCCAGUGUGGCAAAAGGGAGGUAGAUGAUGUACUCACCCUUCUGCUGAUCUGCUCAAGUAGACUGAGAAUGACGUUGUUUUACCAGUAUAUUUUGGUGCUGUCCUUAGUUAUAAAGUCAGUGAAAUGAAUUAGGUUGUCAUUUUGAUCCCAUGUUGUUGUUGGGGUUAAACAGAAUAUGAUCGUCAAGUGUUAAGUGUUGUGUUCUGCUAACAGCGUGCUAUUUCAUCAUGGCUCAAUGUGAGUGGAGGCAGAGGCCCCUUCUCUACAACAUAAUAUCUUAUAAAGCUGACCAAAGUAUGGAACAUCUUUCUUUACUGAUACAAUAAACAGCUAAUGAUGGUU